Molecule: messenger RNA, 2475 nt
Organism: Loxodonta africana (African savanna elephant)
Lineage: Eukaryota; Metazoa; Chordata; Mammalia; Proboscidea; Elephantidae
Product: tubulin alpha-1D chain
Exons: 3
Coding region: 258-1511 (417 amino acids)
Biological process (GO): microtubule cytoskeleton organization; mitotic cell cycle
Cellular component (GO): microtubule; cytoplasm
Molecular function (GO): structural constituent of cytoskeleton; GTP binding
Source: RefSeq, a predicted model, not a curated record
AGUAAAUGCUUAGCCACAGGGGGUGAGGCAAGGACAGCAAGGUCCCAGAACCUUUGCCCUUAGCCAGAGAACCACUCAAGAAAGGAAGGCAGGAACCUUGUCCAGACAUGAUAUGCUUCUCUGCUAAAGGUGUUCUCUGCCCUUUGUUCUCUUAGCGUGAGUGCAUCUCAGUCCACGUGGGUCAGGCCGGAGUGCAGAUUGGCAAUGCUUGCUGGGAACUCUACUGCUUGGAGCAUGGGAUCCAACCAGAUGGGCAGAUGCCCAGUGACAAGACCAUUGGGGGAGGGGAUGACUCCUUCAACACUUUCUUCAGUGAAACUGGGGCUGGAAAACAUGUGCCCCGUGCAGUGUUUGUAGACCUGGAGCCCACCGUGAUUGAUGAGGUUCGGACGGGCACGUACCGUCAGCUCUUCCAUCCAGAGCAGCUCAUCACCGGCAAGGAAGAUGCUGCCAAUAACUAUGCCCGAGGCCACUACACCAUUGGAAAGGAGCUCAUCGACCUGGUGCUGGACCGAAUUCGGAAGCUGGCUGACCAGUGCACAGGGCUCCAGGGAUUCCUCAUCUUUCACAGCUUUGGAGGGGGUACUGGCUCUGGCUUCACCUCGCUGCUGAUGGAGCGGCUCUCUGUUGACUAUGGCAAGAAGUCCAAGCUGGAGUUCUCCAUCUACCCGGCCCCUCAGGUGUCCACAGCUGUGGUCGAGCCCUACAACUCCAUCCUGACCACCCACACCACCCUGGAGCACUCAGACUGUGCCUUCAUGGUGGACAACGAGGCCAUCUAUGACAUCUGCCGCCGCAACCUGGAUAUCGAGCGCCCAACCUACACCAACCUCAACCGCCUCAUCGGCCAAAUCGUCUCCUCCAUCACAGCUUCCCUGCGUUUCGAUGGGGCUCUCAAUGUGGACCUGACAGAGUUCCAGACCAACCUGGUCCCCUACCCUCGCAUUCACUUCCCCCUGGCCACCUAUGCACCAGUCAUCUCUGCAGAGAAGGCCUACCAUGAGCAGCUGUCGGUGGCAGAGAUCACCAAUGCCUGCUUUGAGCCUGCCAACCAGAUGGUGAAGUGUGACCCCCGUCAUGGCAAGUACAUGGCCUGCUGUCUGUUGUACCGUGGAGACGUGGUGCCCAAGGAUGUCAAUGCCGCCAUCGCUACCAUCAAGACCAAGCGCACUAUCCAGUUUGUAGACUGGUGUCCAACAGGCUUCAAGGUUGGUAUCAACUACCAGCCACCCACUGUGGUGCCCGGGGGUGACCUGGCCAAGGUGCAGCGCGCCGUGUGUAUGUUGAGCAACACGACUGCCAUCGCCGAGGCCUGGGCCCGUCUGGACCACAAGUUCGACCUGAUGUAUGCCAAGAGGGCAUUCGUGCACUGGUAUGUGGGCGAGGGCAUGGAAGAGGGUGAGUUCUCUGAGGCCCGAGAGGAUAUGGCUGCCCUGGAGAAGGAUUAUGAAGAGGUGGGCAUGGAUAGUGUGGAGGGGGAGGGAGAAGAAGAGGAAGGAGAUGAAUACUAGGGGAAUCCUACAUGUCUAUCCUAAAUAAAUCGCUGUGGCUUUAUUGUCUCAUACGAGUCUUUUUUUCUUGAAAAAAAACCAUGGGUUGGGGAGGUUUCUUCUACAUGAGGGAUAGGAAGGUCUAGCUUGGGUUCUCCAGAAAGCGGAUUUGAGGCAAAGGCAUAUGUGUUAUUUCAUCAAGGAGUACAAUUCCAGGGAGCAGAGUGGCAGAUGUGGGGGGUAAAGCAGGGAAGAAGGGAGGCUGUGCCCUAGAGAAGAGUCAGCCGAGUACACGGCAUCUCAGAACCAUCCCUUGGGGGAGUGGGUAGGUGAGGCAGUGAAGGUGGGGGAAUGUAUGCCCUUCCUUUGUUCCUCCAUUGGUUAACCUCCACCCCACCCAGGGGUAACUCGCCUGCAUUGUGGCUUGCACACUCCUGGGCUGCAGCAUCAACAGGGAAGGUCUGCGACAAGAGGCAAGGCCUGUUAAGUGGUACAUGUAUGAAGUUGGUCUGAGCCCACAAAAAGCUGCAACAAUGGACUGGUGAGACCAGGCGGAUGCAUUGGAGAACUCUGAUGUAGCUGGUGCUCACUAGCCCCCCACCCUCAGACCCUGGGGGUUUGUCUUCUCCAGGCAGGAGAUUGGGUAUAGGGAGCCCAGAAGCUGGCAUUAAGGCAGAACAGUGGCAGGAACAAAGGCAGAAUGGCUGUGGGGACUUACCUCCCACUAAUCUCCAUUAACACUCACCAUUUUUUGAUAAAGAUAAUUGACAUGUUUUUAAUCCUGGGCCGUAUCCUAUGCAAGCACAGCUUCAAGCCUCCUCUUCUCACCAGGUGUGUGCCCCCCAAAUCGUUUCACAUGCCACUUCCGUAGCCCCUGUUACAGGCAGUUUAACCAUUGGAAGUGCUGGAACUAGGGGAAUUCCCGUAGCUCUCAGCCCAGGAGAGAUUAAUUUCUCACUGUUGCCCUCAUCCCUGUCCUUCCUGC